UCGCUCCCCGACCGUAGGCGCGCGCACGCCGCCCCUCUCCCUCGGGCGGAGCGUCCCUCCCAGCACGCGCCCGGCUCGCGCGCUCCCCCAGGCGCCCUCCCCCGCCUCACACUCACCCUUGCCCUCCUCCCUCCCGCAUUUGUGCGCCGGUGCAGCAGGCUGUGGGAGCAUCCGGGCAUUUCCGCAGCUGAGCGGCGAUCCGGGCGGCGGCGGCGGCGGCGGCGGCGGCUGCGGUCGAGGAUCUCCCGUGGCAGGGAUGAGGCGGGGGGAAGGCGAGAGGGAAGCGAAGCGUUAAGCCGGAGCCGCCGCGGGGCGGGCUGCUGAGGGAGGCGGAGGGGGAAGCGGCUCUCGCGGCUGGAGGAGGGCCGGGCGCGGGGCUUGUCGCCCCUCUCGCGCAUUCCUCGGUCCAGUCAGGGCUCCGGAGAUGCAUCUGCAUCAGGUCCUCACCGGGGCUGUCAACCCUGGAGACAACUGCUACUCCGUGGGCAGCGUCGGGGAUAUCCCCUUCACGGCAUACGGAUCAGGCUGUGAUAUUGUUAUUUUGGCAAGUGACUUUGAAUGUGUGCAGAUCAUUCCUGGUGCUAAGCAUGGAAACAUCCAAGUCAGCUGUGUGGAGUGUUCUAACCAACAUGGAAGAAUUGCAGCUUCAUAUGGUAAUGCUGUUUGUAUUUUUGAGCCUUUGGGCAUAAAUUCUCAUAAGAGAAACUGUCAACUCAAAUGUCAGUGGCUUAAAACUGGGCAGUUUUUUUUGAGUUCCGUGACAUACAACUUAGCAUGGGACCCUCAAGAUAACAGAUUAUUGACAGCAACUGAUUCUGUUCAGUUGUGGGCUCCUCCAGGAGGUGAUAUUCUGGAAGAGGAGGAAGAAAUUGAUAAUAAAAUUCCUGUUUUAAAUGAUUGGAAGUGCAUCUGGCAGUGCAAAACCUCAGUAUCUGUAUAUUUGAUGGAAUGGUCUCCUGAUGGUGAAUAUUUUGCUACUGCUGGAAAGGAUGAUUGUCUUUUGAAAGUAUGGUACCCUAUGACUGGUUGGAAGUCUUCAAUUAUACCUCAGGAUCACCAUGAAGUGAAAAGGAGACAGGCUUCUACUCAGUUUUCCUUUGUUUACUUGGCACAUCCCCGAGCUGUGACAGGUUUUUCAUGGCGUAAAACUAGCAAGUAUAUGCCCAGGGGUUCUGUCUGUAAUGUGUUAUUAACUUCAUGCCAUGAUGGUGUGUGCCGGCUCUCAGAAACCUUAUUACCAGAAGACUGUCUUUUGGGUGAGCAGAUUUGUGAGACUACCACUUCUAGCAUUGCCAGUAAUCUUCCUCAGGCUGGAAGACAUAAAGACAGAAUACAACAUGCUCUUGAGACAAUACACCAUUUGAAAAAUUUAAGGAAAGGACAAAGGAGGUCUUCUGUUCUUGUAACUCACACUGACUUAACACCUGAUCAGAUGGCAACACAUGAAGUUCAAAGACAUAUUUCCCACCAUGCAAAUGCACUGUGUCAUUUUCACAUUGCAGCAAGCAUCAACCCUGCCACAGAUAUUCCAAAUGCCUUGGUUGGCACUGCAUUUAAUGUUGAUGAUGGAAAUGGUGGCUUUGUAGUUCAUUGGUUAAACAACAAGGAAUUUCAUUUUACAUCAUCUACUGAAAUAUUUAUGCAUCAAUUACGAAAACUUUCUGAAAAAGAGGUAGAUCAUGAAAGUGAUGAUGCAGAUAGAGAAGAUGAGGAACAUUCACAAGAGGAAAAAGAGAGGGGUUUACAUAUGAAAUUAGACCAUGAUUUAUCCUUGGAUAGAGAAUCUGAGGCAGGUACAGGAUCAUCAGAACAUGAAGAUGGCGAAAGAGAAGGAAGUCCUAGAACCUAUUCACGACCUAGUGUACCAAUGCCACUGCCUACAGUUCUGCUUGAUCGGAAGAUUGAAAUGCUGCUAACUGAAUGGAAUAAGAAUCCCGACAUGCUUUUUACAAUACACCCUGUAGAUGGUACCUUUCUAGUGUGGCAUGUAAAAUAUUUGGAUGAAUAUAAUACUGGAAUAUUUAGACAAGUCCAGGUUUCAUUUUCUUCUCGGAUUCCUGUUGCAUUUCCCUCUGGUGAUGCAAGCUCUCUCAGUAAAAAUAUCAUGAUGUAUGCCUGUAUAAAUGCUACAAAAGAUUCUCACCACACUCUCUUACACCAAGAGAUGAUGUCUGUAGGCAGUCCUCACAGAUCACAGCCACACUCUAGAUCACACAGUACAAAUAUGAACAUUAUAUCUCCCACAGUAAUGAUGGUCUCUAAACACAUAGAUGGUUCUUUAAAUCAGUGGGCAGUCACUUUUGCUGAUAAAUCUGCCUUUACCACCGUACUGACUGUAUCUCACAAAUUUAGAUAUUGUGGUCAUAGAUUUCACCUCAAUGACUUGGCAUGUCAUUCAGUUUUACCACUGUUAUUGACAUCAUCUCAUCAUAAUGCUUUGUUGACUCCGGAAUCAGAUUGUCAGUGGGACUCAGAAAAUAAGUUAAGUAGAUUAAUGGAUCCUGUAAAACAUUUAAAAGGCUCCUCGAAACAACCUCUUAGAAAUGCAGCAACCCGUACAUUUCAUGACCCAAAUGCAAUCUACAGUGAACUUAUUCUGUGGCGUGUAGACCCCAUAGGACCUUUGUCAUACACUGGAGGAGUAUCAGAAUUGGCUCGGAUUAACUCUUUACAUACCUCAGCCUUCUCUAAUGUGGCUUGGCUUCCAACUCUUAUUCCUAGUUAUUGUCUUGGAACAUACUGCAAUUCUGCAAGUGCUUGCUUUGUUGCUUCUGAUGGCAAACAUCUGAGACUCUAUCAAGCUGUGGUAGAUGCAAGGAAAUUACUGGAUGAAUUGUCAGAUCCAGAAUCUUCAAAACUUAUUGGAGAAGUGUUUAAUAUUGUGAGUCAACAGUCUACUGCUCGACCUGGCUGCAUUAUUGAACUCGAUGCAAUAACCGAUCAAUGUGGCUCAAAUACACAGCUGCUUCAUGUGUUUCAAGAAGACUUCAUUAUAGGAUAUAAACCACAUAAGGAAGAUAUAGAUAAAAAGGAAACAGAAAUAUUUUUUCAGCCAUCUCAAGGAUAUCGUCCACCACCAUUUUCCGAAAAGUUCUUUCUAGUAGUAAUUGAAAAGGACAGCAAUAAUUAUUCUAUUCUGCAUAUGUGGCACCUUCACCUUAAAUCUGUACAAGCAUGUUUAGCUAAGGCUUCAGAAGGUGUUUCAUCUGAGAGUUUGCUUGUGGUCCCUGGGCAGAAGAAUGUAGACUCUUCUCCAGAAACCUCUCCUAGUGUGAGCCCCAUGCCACAUUCUUCAUCGAUUGCCAAUCUUCAAACUGCUAGUAAACUUAUUCUGAGUUCUAGACUGGUAUAUAGCCAGCCUCUUGAUCUCCCAGGAGCAGUUGAAGUAAUAAGAGCAACACCUUCGGCAGGGCAUCUGAGUUCAUCUUCAAUUUAUCCAGUGUGCCUUGCACCUUAUUUAGUGGUUACAGCUUGUUCUGACAAUAAAGUACGCUUCUGGAAAUGUUGUAUGGAAACCAACACAAAGUGUAAUAAAAGUGAUGAGAAAGAAAUCUAUCAUUGGAGGAAAUGGCCCUUGAUGAAUGAUGAAGGAGAAGAUAAUAGCAGUACAGUGAGCAUUGUGGGAAGACCAGUUGCUGUUAGCUGUUCAUACACAGGUCGCCUUGCAGUAGCUUAUAAGCAACCAAUCCAUCACAAUGGUUUUGUUUCUAAGGAAUUUUCCAUGCAUGUUUGUAUAUUUGAAUGUGAAUCUACAGGAGGAUCAGAAUGGGUUUUAGAACAAACAAUUCAUCUUGAUGAUUUGGUUAAGGUUGGGAGUGUACUUGAUUCAAGGGUUAGCGUUGACAGUAAUCUGUUUGUAUAUAGCAAAUCAGAUGCACUUUUGAGCAAGGAUAGAUAUCUUAUUCCGAAUAUCAAGCAUUUAGUACAUUUGGACUGGGUAUCAAAAGAAGAUGGCUCCCACAUUCUCACAGUGGGGGUUGGUGCUAAUAUCUUCAUGUAUGGGAGGCUUUCAGGAAUUGUGACUGAGCAAACGAACAGUAAGGAUGGAGUAGCUGUUAUUACUUUACCACUAGGUGGUAGUAUCAAGCAAGGAGUUAGGUCAAGAUGGGUUCUUCUUAGAUCCAUAGACCUGGUGUCUUCUGUUGAUGGUACACCUUCACUGCCUGUUUCUCUCUCUUGGGUGAGAGAUGGAAUACUGGUGGUAGGAAUGGACUGCGAAAUGCAUGUAUAUGCACAGUGGAAGCAUGCUGUGAAAUUUGGAGACCCUGAAAGUGAUAGUCCUGAUGCAGAAGAGGCAGCAAUACAAGAUCAUUCGGCCUUUAAAUCUAACAUGCUAGCAAGAAAAAGUAUUGUUGAAGGAACAGCUAUUGCUGAUGAUAUUUUUUGUUCACCAACUGUAGUUCAAGAUGGUGGCUUAUUUGAGGCCGCACAUGUACUUUCCCCUACUCUUCCACAGUAUCAUCCAACUCAACUGUUAGAAUUGAUGGAUUUAGGGAAGGUUCGAAGGGCUAAAGCCAUUCUCUCUCAUUUAGUAAAAUGUAUUGCAGGUGAAGUUGCAAUAGUUAGAGAUGCUGAUGCUGGAGAAGGAAGUAAGCGACAUCUUUCUCGAACCAUUAGUGUAAGUGGCAGUACAGCAAAGGAUACAGUCACCAUAGGAAAAGACGGCACUCGAGAUUAUACUGAGAUAGAUUCUAUCCCUCCACUACCACUAUAUGCCUUGCUUGCUGCAGAUCAGGAUACAUCCUACAGAAUUUCAGAAGAAAGUACAAAAAUACCACAAAGCUAUGAUGAUCAUCCUGAAAGUCAACCAGAGGAUCAAUAUUCAGAGCUGUUUCAAAUCCAGGAUAUAACAACAGAUGAUAUCGAUUUAGAGCCAGAAAAGAGAGAACACAAAUCAAAAGUAAUAAAUCUUUCUCAGUAUGGACCAGCUUACUUUGGCCAAGAACAUGCUAGGGUACUUUCAAGUCAUCUUAUGCACUCAAGUCUACCAGGCCUUACCCGUUUAGAGCAGAUGUUCCUUGUAGCUUUGGCUGAUACAGUGGCUACCACCAGUACAGAGCUUGAUGAAAACAGAGAUAAGAGUUACUCAGGAAGAGACACCUUAGAUGAGUGUGGUUUGAGAUACUUGUUAGCUAUGCGCCUGCAUACAUGCCUUUUGACUUCACUGCCUCCUUUAUACCGAGUGCAGCUACUUCAUCAAGGUGUCUCUACAUGCCAUUUUGCCUGGGCUUUUCAUUCUGAGGCUGAGGAAGAACUGAUUAAUAUGAUUCCAGCAAUUCAGAGAGGGGACCCUCAGUGGUCUGAAUUAAGAGCUAUGGGAAUAGGGUGGUGGGUAAGGAAUAUUAACACACUGCGAAGAUGCAUUGAAAAGGUUGCCAAAGCUUCUUUUCAAAGGAACAAUGAUGCCUUAGAUGCUGCAUUAUUCUACCUUUCAAUGAAGAAGAAAGCAGUAGUAUGGGGUCUGUUUAGGUCACAGCAUGAUGAAAAAAUGACAACAUUUUUCAGCCACAAUUUUAAUGAAGAUAGGUGGCGUAAAGCUGCUUUGAAAAAUGCUUUUUCUUUACUUGGAAAACAACGCUUUGAACAAUCUGCUGCUUUUUUCUUGCUAGCUGGUUCAUUGAAAGAUGCCAUAGAGGUAUGUCUUGAAAAAAUGGAAGAUAUUCAGCUAGCCAUGGUUAUUGCCCGUUUAUAUGAAUCUGAAUUUGAGACUUCAUCCACUUACAUAUCCAUCCUAAAUCAGAAGAUUUUGGGUUGCCAAAAGGAUGGCUCAGGGUUCAGUUGCAAAAGAUUACAUCCUGAUCCUUUCCUGCGUAGUCUAGCCUAUUGGGUAAUGAAAGAUUACACCCGAGCCUUGGACACAUUACUGGAACAGACACCAAAGGAGGAGGAUGAACAUGAAGUUAUCAUCAAAUCUUGUAACCCAGUGGUGUUUAGUUUUUACAACUACCUUCGAACUCAUCCUUUGCUUAUUCGAAGAAACCUUGCCUCCCCUGAAGGAACUUUGGCAACCUUAGGUCUCAAAACUGAGAAAAACUUUGUAGAUAAAAUUAACCUCAUAGAAAGAAAAUUAUUCUUUACCACUGCAAAUGCUCAUUUUAAAGUUGGAUGCCCUGUUUUAGCCUUAGAGGUACUCUCCAAAAUUCCAAAAGUAACCAAAACAUCUGCCUUACCUGCAAAAAAAGAUCAGCCCCAGCCCGACUUUGUUUCUAAAAAGAUGGAUGAUACACUGUCACAAUCAAAAGCUCUGAAUGAUGGCAAUGGAAGUUCCAAUAUUGAUUGGUCAAAUGUAACUUCGUCACAGUAUGACUGGAGUCAGCCAAUAGUAAAAGUUGACGAGGAACCUCUUAAUCUUGAUUGGGGUGAAGAUCAUGAUAGUGCCUUAGAUGAAGAGGAAGAAGAUGCUGGUGGUUUAGUAAUGAAAAGUACAGAUGCCAGGGGAAAAGAUAGACAAGAAGAUCAGAAGUCCUUAGACCCUAAUAUGUUACUGACUCCUCAGGAAGAGGAUUCCCAUGAAUGUGAUACUGAAGUUGAUGUGAUUGCUGAACAACUAAAAUUUAGAGCUUGUUUAAAGAUCCUUAUGACUGAACUAAGAACAUUGGCAACAGGUUAUGAAGUAGAUGGAGGAAAACUCAGAUUUCAACUCUAUAACUGGCUUGAAAAGGAAAUUGCUGCUUUGCAUGAUAUAUGUAAUCAUGAAUCAGUUAUUAAAGAAUAUUCCAGUAAAACAUAUGCCAAAGUAGAGAGUGAUCUUCUAGAUCAUGAAGAAAUGGUGGACAAACCAGACAUUGGUUCCUAUGAGCGCCACCAAAUAGAGAGACGAAGAUUGCAGGCUAAACGAGAGCAUGCAGAAAGACGGAAAUUGUGGCUGCAGAAAAACCAAGAUCUCCUGAGAGUGUUUCUUAGUUAUUGUAGCCUUCAUGGGGCCCAGGGUGGUGGUCUGGCCUCAGUAAGGAUGGAACUCAAAUUUUUACUACAAGAAUCACAGCAGGAAACAACAGUAAAGCAGCUCCAGUCUCCACUACCAUUGCCUACCACCCUACCUCUGCUUUCAGCAAGUAUUGCUUCGACAAAAACAGUCAUAGCUAAUCCUGUAUUGUACUUAAAUAAUCACAUCCAUGAUAUACUUUAUACUAUUGUUCAGAUGAAAACACCACCUCAUCCCAGUAUUGAAGAUGUGAAGGUGCACACACUUCAUUCACUAGCAGCAUCACUUUCUGCAUCAAUUUACCAAGCAUUAUGUGACAGUCAUAGCUACAGCAGUCAAACAGAAGGAAAUCAGUUUACAGGAAUGGCUUACCAAGGACUUCUUUUAAGUGAUCGUCGAAGACUAAGGACAGAAAGCAUUGAAGAACAUGCAACACCAAAUUCUUCUCCUGCUCAAUGGCCUGGUGUGAGCUCACUUAUUAAUCUUUUGAGUUCAGCUCAAGAUGAAGACCAGCCAAAAUUGAACAUUUUAUUAUGUGAAGCUGUUGUUGCUGUUUACUUAAGUUUAUUGAUACAUGCUCUUGCCACAAAUUCCUCCAAUGAAUUGUUUCGACUUGCAGCCCACCCAUUAAAUAAUCGAAUGUGGGCUGCUGUUUUUGGAGGGGGUGUGAAACUUGUUGUGAAACCUCGAAGACAGUCAGAAAAUAUUUCAGCACCUCCUGUUCCUCCUGAAGACAUAGAUAAACACCGCAGGAGAUUCAACAUGCGAAUGCUGGUUCCCGGAAGGCCUGUAAAAGAUGCUACUCCACCACCAGUGCCUGCGGAAAGACCAUCUUACAAAGAAAAGUUCAUUCCUCCUGAACUUAGUAUGUGGGAUUAUUUUGUUGCAAAGCCAUUUCUCCCUUUGUCUGAUAGUGGUGUUAUAUAUGAUUCUGAUGAAAGCAUUCAUAGUGAGGAUGAAGAAGAUGAUGCCUUUUUUUCAGAUACACAAAUACAGGAGCACCAAGAUCCAAAUUCCUAUAGUUGGGCUCUUCUACAUUUGACAAUGGUUAAGCUAGCACUUCACAAUGUCAAGAAUUUCUUUCCCAUUGCUGGACUCGAAUUCUCUGAGUUGCCUGUAACAUCACCAUUAGGUAUUGCUGUGAUUAAAAACUUGGAGAACUGGGAACAGAUCCUGCAAGAGAAAAUGGAUCAAUUUGAAGGUCCACCCCCUAACUAUAUCAACACAUAUCCAACUGACCUUUCAGUAGGAGCUGGACCAGCUAUUCUUCGAAAUAAAGCAAUGUUAGAACCUGAAAAUACUCCAUUCAAGUCCCGAGAGUCUUCUGCACUUCCAGUGAAACGACUUUGGCAUUUCCUCGUUAAACAAGAAGUCCUUCAAGAGACGUUUAUUAGAUAUAUUUUUACGAAGAAAAGAAAGCAGAGUGAGGUUGAAGCUGAUCUGGGCUAUCCAGGUGGAAAGGCAAAAGUUAUUCAUAAGGAAUCCGAUAUGAUCAUGGCAUUUGCCGUUAAUAAGGCAAACUAUAAUGAAAUUGUUUUGGCCUCAACACAUGAUGUUCAGGAACUUGAUGUUACUUCUCUACUGGCCUGUCAGUCAUACAUAUGGAUUGGAGAAGAAUAUGACAGAGAAUCCAAAAGUUCAGAUGAUAUUGAUUAUCGUGGUUCCACUACAACUCUUUAUCAACCCAGUGCAACGUCCUAUUCAGCAAGUCAGGUGCAUCCACCUUCCUCUCUGCCAUGGUUGGGCAGUGGACAGACUAGCACUGGAGCCAGUGUGCUUAUGAAAAGGAAUCUACAUAAUGUUAAGAGAAUGACCUCACAUCCAGUUCAUCAAUACUAUCUUACAGGUGCUCAGGAUGGCAGUGUACGAAUGUUUGAAUGGACACGACCUCAGCAACUUGUCUGCUUCCGUCAAGCUGGCAAUGCAAGAGUUACCAGAUUAUAUUUUAAUUCACAGGGCAACAAGUGCGGCGUUGCAGAUGGAGAGGGUUUUCUGAGUAUCUGGCAAGUGAACCAAACUGCAUCAAAUCCCAAACCUUACAUGAGUUGGCAGUGCCACAGUAAAUCCACAAGUGACUUUGCAUUUAUUACCUCUUCAAGUCUAGUUGCCACAUCUGGACAGUCCAAUGAUAAUAGAAAUGUAUGCCUUUGGGACACAUUAAUAUCACCUGGAAACAGCCUCAUUCAUGGUUUCACAUGUCAUGAUCAUGGUGCCACGGUACUUCAAUAUGCACCCAAACAGCAACUCCUUAUUUCUGGAGGUAGGAAAGGAUAUGUCUGUGUUUUUGACAUCAGGCAGAGACAGCUAAUUCACACAUUUCAGGCACAUGACUCAGCCAUCAAGGCACUGGCUCUGGAUCCCUAUGAGGAAUAUUUUACCACAGGUUCAGCAGAAGGUAACAUAAAGGUUUGGAGAUUGACAAGCCAUGGCCUAAUUCAUUCAUUUAAAAGUGAACACGCUAAGCAGUCCAUAUUCAGAAACAUCGGGGCUGGAGUCAUGCAGAUUGACAUCAUUCAGGGGAAUCGGAUCUUCUCCUGUGGUGCAGAUGGCACGCUGAAAACCAGGGUUUUGCCCAAUGCUUUUAACAUCCCUAACAGAAUUCUUGACAUUCUAUAGACUUACAGAUUGGGGUUUUAUUUUUAUAUAUACAUUUCAAUUAAAAAACACUGUAGUAAUCAUUAGGCAAGUCUGCUUUCCAAGCAGUUAACACACUGAAAACAAUACAGAGAAUCUCUGUGCAGAGUUGAAUAGAGCCAAGCUGAGUGUUGUGUUGAGUAUUGGCUAUACAGGUUGGUAGAGUGAAUGCGCAUGUACCUUGUUAUAACGCUGACAUUCUAAAAAAAUAAAAAAAUCAACCCUAGUAUUGUAUGAAGGAUAGCUAUUCUUUAUAGCAUUUAGCAAACCUGAUUCAGAAAAUAUUCGCAAAUUAGUUACUUGAAACAGUGAGAAGGACCUUUAUACCAAAUUAAGGAGGAAAAUGUUGCUGAUUCAGGUUUUUCUUCCUGUUCUUAUCACUGAUUGAAGCAUGCCUGCAGUCUCCUUCUCUGUGGAAUGAAGGAUAGUCAUAUGGUGUGUUAAGAGCUCUAGGCCACCAGAAAAACUUCUUAGCUGUGAAGCAGUGCACAGUGCCCAGUUCUCUGCCGUGAGAGGUCAUUUCCAUUCUUUCCUGCUGAAUAUUUUUCCUGUUAGUGUUUAUACUGAGCUAGUACUGUAAUUUGCAAAUGAGUGCAAAUUUAAAUGCAAUGUUUUCCUCACAAUUUGCACAUUCACAUUUUUUGGACUGCUAGUUUUUCUAUUUAAAUAUUUGCCUUCAUGUUAGGAAUGUAAUACGUGAACAUGACAUAUUUGUAGUUAACCAAAACACAUCUUCUUAGUCCAGUUUAGUACUUUUUCUUUUCCUGUAUUCAAAGUUAAAUACCCAAAACAUUUAAAGCUAUGUUGAAACUACACCAGUAGAGCAUUUCAUGUCAUAAUUAAAAGAAUGUUAGGCUUUUUGUGGCCAGUUAAUAGUUGAUGAGAUUGGUGAUAUUAUUUAUUGCCACAGCCUACUGUAUAAACUAUGCAGAGUUAAAUAUUAUUUGCUUGUAAAAUAUUAGCCAAUGUUGUUAUAUUUGAUGUAUUUCCUUGGUUAUGACCAAAAAUAUGUUCUUGAGCUAUUGAAACUAAUGUCUGUGUGUUUAAUGUUUACCAGCAAAUUGUCUCAUCAUGUUAAUGAGAAUGUUUAAUGCCUGUGCAGUAAACAGUAAAAUAUAAUGGCAUAACAGUACCUUUCUCUGAAGAUGAUGUGAUGUUCAGGCUGUGAAAUACAUAUGUAAAAGAAAAAUAAAUGUUAUUUGUUAGAGUUUUA
This is a messenger RNA of Microcebus murinus (gray mouse lemur), 10772 nucleotides long. RefSeq names its product Dmx like 2 (gene DMXL2). Gene Ontology annotation, molecular function: protein binding. The record is from RefSeq and is a predicted model, not a curated record. Lineage: Eukaryota; Metazoa; Chordata; Mammalia; Primates; Cheirogaleidae. Gene Ontology annotation, biological process: vacuolar acidification. Gene Ontology annotation, cellular component: RAVE complex.